Penicillium cosmopolitanum is the source of this 723-nucleotide messenger RNA. RefSeq lists its product as uncharacterized. The transcript is spliced from 2 exons. NCBI's taxonomy places the organism in Eukaryota, Fungi, Ascomycota, Eurotiomycetes, Eurotiales, Aspergillaceae. Bases 1 to 723 code for a protein of 240 amino acids. The record is from RefSeq and is a predicted model, not a curated record.
AUGUCAAAGUUCUUCCGGUCUUCCCAUGGUCAUCGUCUGGGAUCUGAUCAAUGCAAUUCGAACCGCACAGUUGCCUCGUAUCUCUCCAGCUGCAAUUUUGAGCCCGAUACUCGAAGACGAAGACACUCGCCUUCUUUGAGCCUGUCCAAACUGUCCGCCUGUAACUUCAAUUCGCGCAAAUCGGCGACUAACACCUCGCACGACUCAUCUGCUUGCCGCCAGAUCCGCGCUCUGAACGACCUCCAAUUUGAGGCGGCGGCCACUAUAGCCAAGAACAUGGGCAAGAAGCUCCUCUCGGGAGCAGAAGGCGGCCCAAGGCCGUUAAGAACCGCACCUGGCACUUCCGCAAGGCCCGAGUCUGCAGUCAAAGUCAAAAGAGAACUAGGAAAACUGUACCGUCUCAAGAGUGAUAUCCAGUCACGGGCUCGCUUUAUACUUGCGACAUUUGAGCCCAAAGUGCCAACUUCAUUUCAUGUGGUUCUUGAGUGGAUCUUGUGCAUUUGGCUCGGAAUGCUCCGUGGUCCCCGGAACGAUCAUUUCGAAUGGAAUACCCCAGGAACGGUGUCUUUGGUCAAAGAGAUCCGAAAGGAUAUCCACGAAAUUGCAGGCGUUGCCAAGGCACCUACCUGGCUUCCGUUGAAUGCUGCAUCACAGCUCAGACAGGGCUGCCCAUGUGGUCACCGACGUCUUACGUGGGAAGGGUGUGCCCGUACCUGGGUGUAA